AUGUAAGAAUCUCCCUUACAAUACUUGAUGGCAGAUCAAUACUAUUUAGACCAUUCAGAAGAAUACUCCUCCAUUCUGAUCUAAGAAAACCAAUACCUAGCCAAUCUCAAUCAAAAUGAUGUCCCAAUAUUUCAAUCUAAAUUAAUCAAGAAUCCCACCGCAAGUCUUAUUGGGAAUUAUUGUCUCACCAGUAACAUAAUAUUCAUAUUACUUUUGAUUCAUCUAUCAUAGUAAUCCACUCAAUAGAUCCACUUUUAGCUGCCAUCAGAGUUUUGAA
Paramecium octaurelia is the source of this 277-nucleotide messenger RNA. The record is from the annotation of a GenBank genome assembly. NCBI's taxonomy places the organism in Eukaryota, Ciliophora, Oligohymenophorea, Peniculida, Parameciidae.